This is a messenger RNA of Caenorhabditis angaria, 9375 nucleotides long. NCBI's taxonomy places the organism in Eukaryota, Metazoa, Nematoda, Chromadorea, Rhabditida, Rhabditidae. The record is from the annotation of a GenBank genome assembly.
AUGGCGUGGCGAUUUGCAGCCUCGAAGUUCAAGAAUACUACACCAAAAUUGCCGAAAAAAGAGGUGGGUUGGGAUUUUUGGGCGGAAAUUUUGCAUGUUUUUUUUGGUUUUGUUAGCUGAAAAUGUCGAUUUUCAGCCAGAAAUUUCAAUGAAAAUUGACCUUUUUUCAUAUCCCCAGAAAUUAUCAGAUUUUGAUGAAAAAUUAUCUAGAAAUUGUCAAAUUUCAAGUUUUUCAACCAGAAAAUCAUGAAAUUUAUCAAAUUUUGUCCCAAAAAUGUCCUGUCCCUGCCUUAACCCUGUGCUUAUUAUUUUUGUCCAUUUUUUUUGUUAUGUGCUGUUUUUUUUCGCCACAAACAGAAUGAAAUGGAGCAGCACCAGCAAUUUUUGGCUCAACAAUUGACGAAAAACGAAAAUGAGGAAAUUUGUCAAAUGAUCACUUGUAAAUUGAAGAUUUCGACGGUUUGUUUUUGGCUUCUUUUUUUCGUGUGUUUUUGUACAUGUUUUGUGUUGGAAAAUGUGGGAUUUUGAUAGAAAAAUUGAGUUUUUCAGUGGUUUUUGACCUGAAAUUGAUUUUGAGUGGCUCCGGAAAAUGAAAUUUCAAAUUUUCCAAAUUUUUGUUCAAUUGUUCAAACUGUGAUGCGCGAAAUCCACGUGGCAGAAGUUGAAUUUUGAUGAAAAAAUGUGGCCGACGUAGAAAUAAAAUUUAGUUCGUCAGUCGCGUGCGGCUGUGCGUCGCGGUCGGGACAACAACCAAUACGACCGCGACGCACAGCCGCACGCGACUGACGAACUGAAUUUCUUUUUUUUACGCCACCCACGUUUUCAACUUCGAUAAUAUAGGAAACAUUUUCAAAUUCAAAUUUUUCAACGUCAAAAUUCAGCUUUUGCCACGUGGAAUUUUCGGCACAAAAUUAUCAAUGUUUAUUUUUUCCGCCAGAAAUUUUUGAAAUCGAAAAUCCCACAUUUUCCCUCCUCCAAAAGUUUCCCACUGAAAAUUGCAUGUUUUUUACCUCUACCGUUCUAUUUUCUUUCAAAUCCUCCCAAUUUUUAAUCCAAUAUUCAAAUUUUCAGGACACAAUAUUCGACGUGCCAGUCGGCAAUCUCUCAUGUACAAAUAACGGAAUUCAAGUCAGCGCCGACUUUUUGGCGUUUCACAUCGAAGGCGAAGGCGGAAAAUUGGGCAUUUUGCCGACGGGUGUAAAAGGCAGACGCACAAGAAAUGAUAUUUGGAUUGUUGCAGCGCAUGGAGGUAAUUUUGAGAGCCGGAAAAGUGGAUUUUUCAUCAAAAAUAACCUAAAAUUCAUCAUUUUUAAAGAAAAAUGACCUAGAAUUGAUGAUUUCCAAGCAAAUUUGAGAUUUUUGAGGUAUUUCAACCUGAAGUUCAUGAAAAAUGACCUAAAAAUUAUGAUUUUUGUGUUGAAAAUCAUGAAAAAUGACCUGGAAUUGAUUAUCCCGGAAUUUUUAGGUUUCAAAUUUUUUAAAAGAAUUUUUGAUUUGUUUCACAGUUAAUAUAAAUACGAUAUUGUUUUUUCAAAAAUCAUCAAAUUUCACCCCUCAAAUUUAAAUGUUUCUUGCAGAACAAGUGUCGGACUUUCAAUUUAUGACAUAUGCCGAUAAUUAUCUGGCGACUUGUAGUCGAGACGAAUCGGUCAAAUUAUGGAAGCUGUCGCGCGACUCAUCUCCCACUCUUGCCACACAAAUUGAUAUUGGAGCUGGUGUUGUUGUUGAAACUAUGAAGUGAGUGGGGAUUUUUGAGCCAAAAAUCGUCAAAAAUGGUGGAUUUGAAGGUGAAAUUCAUGAAAAAUGGACAUUUUUGACCUGAAAUCAUGGUUUCCACAUCAAAAUUGAGGUUUUUAGCCGAAAAUUGAUAAUUUAUCAAUGGAGCGCGUUUGCUUGUCCGAAUUCAAACAUAGAAUUAUUAAAAAACUCUUUUUUCAAUGAAAAUUAUGAAUAUUUAGUCAAAUUUUUAUGAUUUUCUUCAAGUUCGACUGGUCAAUUUCAAGCUUUUUCCAGCCUAACCUGAAGUUCCCCAUUUUCCAGAUCACAUUCUACGGCCUCCAAUAUUUUAGCCAUGGGCUCAUAUGCUAGUGUAUUUAUUGCUGAUGUUUCUACUCAAAAAAUUGCGAUUGGUGAGUGUUUUUCGGUGCUGAAAUUGAAAAAAUUGCUGAAAAUUUGGUUUUUGCCUCAAAAAUGAUGAAAAAUGAGUCUAAAUUUGGGUUUCAACUAACAAUCCAAAAAACGCGCUUUGGGCCGGGCUCGAUCCAGGACCUUUUGAUCAAUAAUUUGUUACUAAAAUUUCAAGAUGAACAGCCUGAAAUUCGAAUAGUUUCUAUAAAAAUUAAAUAAAAAAUUUCGCAUUGGGCCGGGCUCGAUCCAGGACCUUUUGAUCAAUAAUUUCCCCCUAUUUCCAGCACUCGAUGGAAUUGUGGACAAAAGUCAAAGUUUGGAUUGGUCAGAAGAUGGUCGACUUUUGGCUGUCAGCGGAGACAAAGGCCGUCAAAUUGUUGUUUUUGAUCCGAGAACUGGCGGACAGCCAAUUUAUUCGCUAGAAGGACAUGCUGGAAUGGGAAGAGAGGCGAGAGUGCUUUUUGCUGGAAAUCGACUCAUCUCAACUGGUUUUACUAAUGUGAGUUGGUUUUGGAAGGGAUUUUGGAGCAUCUUGAGCUCGAAAUCAUGAAAUUCUGAUGAUUUUGAGCCUAGAUUCAUUAGCAGAGGCUGAAAAUCACAUUUUUCUAUUGAAAAAUGGAUGAAUUCUGGGAUUGUUGAGCCUAAUUUGAAAAUUGUGAGCUUCUGAAUCUCAAGUUUUGAAAUUUUUGCUUUUUGGAGCAUUUUUGGUGCCAUUAUUGAUUUAAAAUUAAUUUCAGGUCAAAAUUUAUGAGCUUAGGCUUAAAUUUGACGAAAAAUCAUGGUUCUAGGCUUAUUUUUCAUCGUUUUUCAUGAAUUUUGGUUCAAAAUCCAUAAUUUUCCAACAAAAAUUUUUUUUUUUUUUUGCAGAAACGCGUUCAAGAAGUUCGUGUUUUCGAUGCGCAAAAAUGGGGUUCACCAAUUCACACCCAAGAAUUUGUAUCAACAACCGGCGUCUUGAUUCCACACUACGAUGCGGAUACUCGAUUGGUGUUUUUGUCCGGAAAAGGAACCAAUAAGCUAUUUAUGAUGGAAUUGCAAGAUAGACAACCUUAUAUGUCUUCUGGUGAGUGUUUUGGGCCCAAAUUUGUGAUUUUUGACCAAAAAUUGGUAUUUUUAGCAUGUUUUCUAUCAAAAAUUGAUGAUUUUUGACCUGAAAAUCCUCAAAACCUGAUUUUAAUUUUUACAGUCUUCGAACUCACUUUACCCGAACAAACUCUCGGAGCAGCAAUUGGCUCAAAAAGAAGAAUCAAUGUGAUGGACGGUGAAGUUGAUACCUACUAUCAACUCACAAAAUCCACAAUCGUCCCAACUCCUUGUAUUGUUCCACGUCGAAGUUAUCGCGAUUUCCACGCGGAUUUGUAUCCGGAAACACGUGGCGCAGAAGCGGGAUGUGAUGGAUAUGAAUGGUUGGCUGGCAACAAUUCGGCACCGCAGAAGAUUAGCCUUGCACCCAACACGAAUUCAUCGCCGCCACCACAGGAACCAACACCGCCGGCGGCGAAAGUCAAACCAAUGACACAGCAGACGCAGAAUUAUCCGCCGGAAAUUGUGAAGAAGGAGAUUGAGAAGGCGAAAGUUGAGGAAUUGGAUUAUCGAAAAUAUGAGAAGGAGAAUGGGCAUGGAGUGGUGCAUACACCAAUCACACCGCCGACUAAUAGUACACAGGGGUGAGGAUUUUGGGGGGGGGGGGAGGGAGGGGGGUUUGGGAGAAAAAAUGGGAAAAUUUAAGCCCGGAAAGUUGGAAUUUGAGAAUUUUAUCACAAAAAUAGUUAACAAAAAACAGGCUGAAAAACUUUUUCAGCAGUUUAACCUUGAUAAUCUAUAGUUUUGAUACAUUUUAAGCUCAAAAUUGCUUCAUUUCUGCAAAAAUGCUCAUUUUCACCACUUUUGUGUUAAAAAAUUCCUAUUUUUCAAAAACAAAAAAAAAUACGUUUCAAAAUUUUGAUAUAAUUUAUUAUCAAUUUUUUUUUUUCAAUUUAUUGUUUUUAGAUUUUAUCCCUGCGAAAAGCGAAAUUUUUUGAUGAAUCUUGAUCCUGAAUUUUAGCCUAGAAUUAAUUUCUGGUAAAAUUUUAGAUUUUUCACCCUCGGAACUCUCGACAUUUGUGAAAAUUUGAGAAAUUUGGGUUUGAAAUAUCAUUUUUGAAGAAUUUCGAGGUUUUUAUGGAAAAAUUGGGAUUUUUUGCCAGGGAAAUUGAAAAAUAGAGCUUUUUAGACUAAAAUUUAGGAUUUUUCGGGUUUAAACUUGAAUUUUUCACACAAAAUUGGGCUCCAAAGUUGGUUGGGCGAUUUUUGGGCUCUAAUUGAGUUUUGGGAAAAAAUCUGAGGUUUUUAGGUGAAAAUUGAGAUUUUUGAGCCUGGAAAGCAAGAAAAUGCUCGAAAUUUCUGUUUUCUAGACGAAAAUUCUGAAUUUUUGAUGAAUCUUGUAAUAUUAAUUUCUGGAAUCCAUUCCAGAAUAAAUUUUAGGUAUAAUUUUUCAAUUUUUGACCUUUUCUCACUGAAAAUUUGAUGAAAAUCGGAAAUUUUCAAGUUUUCCGAAGGGCUCCGAAGUUUUAUUAGAAUCGUAAAGAAAUCUGUGGUUUUUAUGUCAAAAAUUGGAUUUUCAAACUAAAAUUGGGGAUUUUUUUUUAAUUUUUGAGUUUCUAAAAUUCUCAUAUUUUUUUGCAGAAAUUCUCCAUCUUCUGCAUCUCCACUAACAAUAACAUCACCAGAUCCAAUAACAAUAAUCCAACCACCAUCUUCAAAUAAUUCAUCGGAAAAUCAACGAAUUUCGGCGUCUGUUUCGACACCAUCUUCAGUUGGAACCGGAGGAGGAGGAACACAAUCAAUUAUUGAAAAAUCGACUGAAAAUGCGUCGACAUCGAAUGGAACUGAACCUGUCACGUUUCGAAAGACGAUUGGAGCUAGUAGUGAGUUUUUGAGGGGAGCAUUUUGAGCCGGGAAUCGUGAAAAAUAAGCCUAAGCUCAUAAUUUUUGACCUGAAAUUAAUUUUGAAUCAAAAUUCAAGAAAAAUGAGCCAUAAACUAUGAUUUUCGGUCAAAUUUUGACCUGGAUUUUGUGUAAAAUUGAAUUUUCAUCUACAUUUUCACGAUUUUCAGCCCGAUUUCCAAAUUUUUGAACCUAAAAUUACUCCAGAUCUUCUCAAUUCAACCAAUUUUUAAUUUCAGGUCGUUCACAUCCACUUUCACAACGAGUUCGUCCAAAAUCUUGCGUCGUCGGCCAAAUCACCUCGAAAUUCCGCCACGUCGAAACUUUGGCUGGAAUUAAAGCCAACAAUGCGGUGUUUUCGAAUUUGCGAAAUGUGAAUACGAGAUUGCCGCAAGAAACGAAUGGAUGUUGUUGUAGUGGAAAGGUAUCGAGGGUUUCUGGUGAAAAUUUGGUGAAAAUUGAGCCUGGAGCGGAUUUUGAGCAGAAUUUUUGAGAUUUCAUCUAUUUUUCACCCAAAAAUCACAUUUUCUAGUACCAAAACCAUAAUUUUUGCUUCUUUGCAGUUUGUCGCUGUUCCACUAGCCGGACCCGCUGGAAUAAUUGGUAUCUAUGACGUGGAUUCGCCUGGCAAAUUGGCAGAUGGUGUAAUGGAUGGAAUCUAUAACAAAGCCGCAAUCACUGAUCUCCAAUGGAAUCCAUUUGAUGAUGAACAAUUGGCAGUUGGAACUGAUUGUGGACAAAUUAAUUUGUGGAAAUUGAGAAGAUCAGAUGGAACGAGAAGUGAAAUGGAACCGGAAAAAGUGUUGAAGAUUGGAGGAGAGAAGAUUACUUGUUUGAGGUGAGGAUUUGGAGGGUUUUGAGCCAAAAUUCGUACCUAGAAGUCGAAAAUUCGAAAUUUUACGAAAAAAUCGCUGUGGGGGCUUAAAUUAAGGGAUUUUUGACCCGAAAUUCGUGAAAAUUGACCAAAAAUUGAGGUUUCUGGCAAAUUUUGAUUCAAAAUUCCAUCGGAAGUUAGAAAAUUCAAAAAUUUCAUGAUAUUUAUGCUUGAAAAUUCUCAUUUGAUCAGAAAUUGUAAGCAAAAGCUUGAAAAUUCUCGUUUGCUGUUCAAAAUUGCUCAGAAAUUUGAGAAAAAAAUUGAUUUUUGAACGAAAAUGGUCUGAAAAUGCGUAUUUUCCCACAGAUUACUAAAAAGUUGUAUAAAAAUUGCUCAAAAACUAUUUUUAUCUGAAAUUCACCCAAAAUGCUCGUAUUUUUCCAGAUGGCACCCACUGGCCUCAAAUCUUCUAGCAGUUGCUCUUUCAAAUUGCACAAUCGAAAUUUGGGAUGUUGCCGAAUCGAAAUUGUAUCAUCGAUUCUCGAAUCACACUGGAGCGAUUCUGGGAAUCGCAUGGUCAGCUGGUGGAAGACGUUUGGCAUCGGUUGGAAAAGAUUCGAUGUUGUAUGUGCAUUUGCCAGCCGAACAAGGAGAAUCGAGGAUUUAUGAGAGAAAAGUGAGCCAAAAAUUGGGAAAAUUGCGAAAUUUUGAGCUUUUUGUUGAUUUUUGGACACCAAUUUUUAACUUUAGAUCUUGAAAUGAGCUAGAGAACUGGAUUUUUAUUUUAAAAAAUGAACAAAAAUCAUUUCAAGCUUGAUUUUUGAUUCAAAAAAAAUUGGGAAAUUCAUCAAAUUUUGACCAAAAAUUGGGAUUUCUGAUCAAAACCAACUGGAAGUGGUGAAAUGUUGAUCUGAAAAUUAUUUCUGGAUGAAUUCUUAAUUUUCGGAUCUCAGAAAAUCCCAUUUUCUAGGUUUUCGAGCCGAAAACCUAGAGAUUUUUUGAUGAAUGUCAAAUUUGUUCUAAAAAUCUAGAGAAAUUACGGUUUUUUAUCGGAGAAAAUCAAAUUUUCAUCAAAAUCUGAAGAAAUCCCUAUUUUUCAUAUCGAAAUUCUAUUAUUCCUAGUGAAUUUCAGCCAGAAAAUGCAAUUUUAUGGUUUCCCACUCAAAAUUUUAUGGUUUUUUCUGAUUUCUGGACCAAAAAUCAGGUCCAGGAUGAUUUUUUGCUCAAAAUUUUGAUUCUUUCAGGUUCUCGAAUCGACACGUGCCGCCCGUGUUUUAUUCGCGUGCGAUGAUCGAAUUGUGAUUGUAAUUGGGCUAACUCGAAGCAGUCAACGACAAGUUCAAAUGUACGAUGCGACAACCGUCGAUUUGCGACCAAUCUAUAAUCAAGUCAUCGAUUCGGCCACACAACCAUUGAUUCCGCACUAUGACUAUGAUACGAAUGUGUUGUUUUUGACGGGAAAAGUGAGGAUUUUGGGGGGGGGGGGAGAUUUUGAGACGGAAAACGUGAAAAUCUCAUGAAAAAUUCAUUUUUCGCAGAAUUUUGAGCCAAAAUAUAUGAAAAUUGGCAAAACUUGAGCUAGUUUAUUCCCAAAAUUAUCGAAAAUUAAUUUUUGAACCAAAAAAACGUGAGAAAAAAGCCUUUAGUCAAAAAUUGAUGAAAAAAUCAUUUUAGGUUAAAUGUUGAGUAAAAAUUCAAAUUUCAGACCAUUUUCAGUUUGAUUCCGUGUCGAAAAAUUUCAAAAUGUUCACUAAAACCUCUCAUAUUUUCUAUACAGGGUGAUCGAAUUGUGAAUAUGUUUGAAGUGGUCUACGAUUCUCCAUAUCUACUACCACUCACACCAUAUAUGUCACCAAUUGGCGGACAAACAAUCGCAUUCCACAAUAAAUUGCGAUGUAAUGUGAUGGCUGUCGAAUUUCAAGUUGGAUGGAGAUUAACGGAAAAAAGCCUGGAACAAGUUAUCUUCCGCGUUCCGCGCAUCAAAAAAGACGUAUUCCAAGAUGAUUUGUUCCCCGAUGCGAUUGUCACUUGGGAACCCGUCACAACUGCACGAGAAUGGAUGAGUGGAGUGGAAGUGACACCGGUGUUUAGAAGUUUGAAACCGGAAGGAGUUUAUUCGUCGGGUAAGCAUUUUGGGGAAGGAUUUUGAGCUGGAAAACGCGAAAAAUGACGAAAUUUGGAGCAUUUUGACACCUGACACGGUGUAUUUUGAAGACUGUGCCGCAAAAUUGCGAAAUCCCCAAGCUCCGCCCACUUUUUUGUGCCCUAUGGGGAAAUUCUUCGUUUUUUGAUACCCAACACGGUGUAUUUUUAAGCCACGCCCAUUUUUUGCAAUUUUGCGGCACGAUCUUUGAAAUAAACCGUGUUUGAUGUCAAAAAAUGAAGAAUUUCGCAUAAGGCAUAGAAAAAAGGGCGGAGCUUAGAAAUUUUGCAAAAAAAUCCCAAAUUUUCCAGAAAACCCUUUUUUUUGCAGUUCCCCGUCCCGUAAUUAGCUCAACUCAACCAAUUCCAUCAGUUCGUCACUCGGAAAUGCCAAGCUCAUAUUCAAAUGAAAAAUCACAAGUUGCGCGAACUCCGCAAAGUUGUGCAGUCGAAAGUCAACAAAAUACGCCGCCGGAUUUACAGCAGGUAACAUUUUCCGGCUUUUUCUCGAAAUUUUCAGCCCAAAAAUUGCAUUAAUAGGUGGAUUCUGAGCCGGAGGAGCCGUAUUUUGAGCCAAAUUUGAAAGUUCCGAAAUGCGUUUUUCCUGAAGGAAAUUUUGAGGAUUUUGAAGAUGAAGAGGAGGAUGUAAGCUGGAAAAAAUUGACUGAAAAUCUGAAAUUUUUCAUUUUUUUUCUAGAUUAUUGAAACGUAUUUGUAAAAAUUGCCCAUUUAUAGUUUUGGUGAGCAUUUCGAGCCCCUUUGUGCUUUUUUCUCCUGACUGGCUUUUUUAUGGGUUUUUUCGGCUGGAAAUGUUGGGUUUUGGGCUGAAAAUUGAGUUUUUUCGUGAAAACCUGGAAUUGUCAGCAUUUUUUGGCCUAAAGUGAUCAAAUCCAGAAAAAGCAUGAAAAAAAUGGAUUUUUAACUUGAAAUUUUGAAUUUUUAAGCUUUUUUCACCUAAAUUUGAGAAAUCCAGGUUUCUUGGCUGAAAAAAUCUGAAAAUUGACCUGAAAUUAAUUUUUAUUAGAAAUUUAACAAAAAAAAAUUACAAAUUUUCAGCAUUUUAAACUCAAAAUCAGGAAAUCUAGGUUUCUUUGUUGAAAAAAUCUGAAAAUUUCGGUGAAAAAUUGAUUUUUACGUGAAAAAUAGCACUUUCAACCUAAAUUUUUUCAAAAAAUCGAAAAAUGUUCGCUUUCUUCUGCCUUCUAUCCUUCUUCGUUGUCCAAAAAUUCCCCGAAUUUUGAGCCAAAAAAAUGUGCUCAACCUGAAAUUAAUUUCAGGUCGCCGCUGCCUGGUCAACCAAAAUCAACGUAGAUACUCGCCUUGAACAAGAUCGUAUGGAAGGAGUUGAUGAAAGUGAAUGGAAAUAG